Cladocopium goreaui is the source of this 1210-nucleotide messenger RNA. NCBI's taxonomy places the organism in Eukaryota, Dinophyceae, Suessiales, Symbiodiniaceae. The record is from the annotation of a GenBank genome assembly.
AGAAUCAUUUCUCGAUAUUUCUCGCCUUUCUUUCUCAAAAACCAUGAGCUUCAUCAAAGCUAUGUUGGUGUUCCAAGGCCUGGGCAUGGCUCGAGGCGCUCACCAUGUGUGCAAUGGACCCAAAGAACCGCUGAUUCCGGGCAUCAUGCCUGGGGCUAGCAAGCCAAAGAUCAUCCUGGCUCAGGACAUCGAUUGGCCACGCUAUGCCUAUCUUGGGGUCCCUCCCGAGUCUGACUUUGAGGUUGCAGGCAUUGGGCAUGACAUUGCCAUGGGCCUUGAGACGGUCUGCAAUCUUAGCAUGACGGUGGUUGAGAUGAAGUGGAGCAAAUGCUGGGGCAACGCCAUCAUCGGCAAGGGCCUUGAGCACGGAGAAGUGCAUGGCUGCAUGACCUACACCCACACCUACGGUGCUCGCAAUCGUUUCAUGGAAUUCUCUAGGCCCAUCUUGAAAGACAACAAACCUGCUGGCCUUCUUGUGCGCUUGCAGAAUGGUGUUCCAGUCAUCAACGGCGCCAAUAACCUCAAUGGCCUGAAAGUGGUGGACGUGGUGGGCUGGGCCCCCACCGCUGAUACCUUGGCCCUGGCCGAGAACAAAUGCACCAAGGAGCGCUUCACAGGAUUUACCAUGGUGCAGCCCACCGUGACAACGGCCAACGCAAACAAUGAUGCGCUUGCCACCUUGCUGAACGGCGACGCGGAUGCCAUGUGGGUCUAUGCGGAUCAGGCCAAAAACUACCAAUGCUCCGAGGGCGUGACUGCCAACUGGGACUGCGACCUCUGGGCUGGCUUUGGCACCACCUUCGCCUACAUCCAGACAGGUCUCUUUGGGCACGCCAUGGCAGGGACUACCUUGUCCAUGUCCAAGAAGGGUUCCGGCUUGUCGGAGAUCCUGAACCCGUGCAUUGACAAGUUUAUCUUGACCAAGGACUACUACGACAUCUGCGUGAAGCACGGCUUUGAUGGGUCGUGCUUCGAAAACGAGCACUUCCCCGCCACUCAAGCGACGGAGUUGGUCUGGGAGAAGCCUACAGACCAGUUGACGACCACCUGCGCAGAUGGCUACUGCCCCUGCCCAAGCGUCUGAGGUGUGCUCCUUCCAUGGCAACUGCCAACUUUUUUGGUUGGCCACCAUGGAUUUUGAUCCUGCCUAAGGCAGAUUCAGAUGACCAACUCAUCGAUAAAUGCAGUGGUGAAUCUGACCAAAUUGGGG